This is a messenger RNA of Aspergillus saccharolyticus JOP 1030-1, 714 nucleotides long. RefSeq lists its product as uncharacterized. The transcript has a single exon. Lineage: Eukaryota; Fungi; Ascomycota; Eurotiomycetes; Eurotiales; Aspergillaceae. The record is from RefSeq and is a predicted model, not a curated record. The coding region runs from base 1 to 714 and encodes 237 amino acids.
AUGGCGUCUCAGAAGAAGCCCGCGACUAGGUCGUCGCUUUUCCUCAAACUGCCUCUUGAGCUUCGUCUCAUGAUUUAUGAAUAUGCGCUGGACGUUCCGAACGACUACAUGGACCGACCGAUGAUUGUGAUUAACGAUCGCGGCAAUGUGUUCACGGCGCGCGGACGGUAUCGAGCCCUCUCCAUGUGUCCCAGCUGGGUGGGCGAGAACGGUCGAGUCCGAAAUCUCCUGUCAGUCAACCGGCAGAUCCACGACGAGGUUGAGGAUUAUGUCUACUCGCAUAACACCCUCUUCUUCCUCAACUCGUUCAACCUCGACCGCAUGGCUGCCUUUUUGGACACUCUCAGUGCCACGGCGCGCGACCGUAUCCGCAGCGUCGGCUUUGAAAUCUUCUUCUUCGUCCACUCGCAGACGGGAGUACCCAAGCGCACGCUGAAGGAGUACGAACGGGCGGCUCGCAUUCUGCGCGAGAAGCUGCCGCACUGGACCAGCACUCUGUUCUAUCUGGAUCCGCGGUUCUAUUACCCUUCUGCCUCCGUCGGGGGCCUGCAGUCGUCGGCUCGGGGCAUCUGGUCUCUAGCCACGAUGUUCGGUGCCUUGGGCAAGGAUCUCCAUUUCUUCCCUUUGCCGUCGAUGCAUCGAUAUGUUAUGGACGAUGCAAAGAAGAUGCUUCAGGCGCAUACGCGGGCGCCGCCUCAGAAGCUCGUUUUUUAG